This is a messenger RNA of Brenthis ino (lesser marbled fritillary), 354 nucleotides long. NCBI's taxonomy places the organism in Eukaryota, Metazoa, Arthropoda, Insecta, Lepidoptera, Nymphalidae. The record is from the annotation of a GenBank genome assembly.
AUGUGGCACUUCAAACAAACAAACAUUACACAAUUUUUGAAGAGAAAACUAUCUCGGAGAAGCAAGCACGAUGUUUCGGACGAGAGCGAGCGGAUGGCGUCAUCGGACUGGCGACGUCUUAUUGACCUUGCGUGCCGGGAAUCGGAAAGUGAACCGAAGGUUCCAUCUGAAUGGCGCCAAAUUGGCGACAGACUGGCUUCUCUUAAGGCGGCGGACCCAAGACCAUGGCAAGCACGAUGUAGCAAGUCAAGGCCUUAUCGGGAUCGGCUUUUAACUUUGGUUUAUGUAAUUUUCAUUAUAAAAAAAAAUCAAAAAAAGAAGGGAAAUGAAAAAGGUCAACAAAGGAUAUGGUGU